Molecule: messenger RNA, 5858 nt
Organism: Pelodiscus sinensis (Chinese soft-shelled turtle)
Lineage: Eukaryota; Metazoa; Chordata; Testudines; Trionychidae
Gene: AK5
Product: adenylate kinase 5
Biological process (GO): nucleobase-containing compound metabolic process
Molecular function (GO): nucleobase-containing compound kinase activity; ATP binding
Source: RefSeq, a predicted model, not a curated record
UCACACGCAGGUGGCGGUGUCCCAGGAAUGGCCCGGAGUAAGCGCCACCGCCAGAGUAUGCCCGGACCGUGGAUUGCAACGUGCCGGGCCUAAGAAACUUGCCCGAGGACUGGGGUCUGCUGGAAACGCUUUGGAUCCCGCAGACUCUCCGCGCCUCUCCCCCCGCCUGCAAACAGACGCGGUACCCUUGUGCAGCGCGGCUGGGGCUGCGGAUUUCCCGCCCGUUCGGCUCACCCCGCGGCAGAGCGGCCGCCUGGGCUCGCCUAGCGGUGCCUGCCAGCCCUGAAGGGGGCCGUGCCUUGUGCGCUCUGCAGCCCGCGGGCGGGGUGCGCGCUGCUCAGCCACCCACUCCCGCCGCCAGCCGGAGCUGUGCACACGGCUGGGCGGCACAGCGGCGCUCGGGGGAGCUGGCGCUGCCUCCUCUAGCUCCUCUCGGUCCUCCAGAGCUGGCAACCAGGGGCCCGAACCGGCGUCGCGCCGCUCCCCUCAGCUCCUGCAGAGGGCACGGCAGAGAGGAGGCUCCCCGGGGCCGGGGGAGGAGCAGCAGCCGCGGAGCCGUCGCCCCGCUCCCAGGCAGCCGGCCGGCGGCAUGAACCCCUGCGAUGCCAAGGAGUAUCUGGCCCGGAGGGAGAUCCCGCAGCUCUUCGAGAGUCUGUUGAAUGGGUUAGUUUGUUGCAAGCCUGAUGACCCAGUAGAAUAUCUGGAAAGCUGUUUACAAAAAGUGAAGGAAUUAGGUGGGUCAGAAAAAGUGAAAUGGGACACCUUUGUUAGCCAAGAAAAGAGGACAUUACCUCCACUCAAUGGAGGACAAUCAAGAAGAGCCUUUUUCAGGAAUGUGAUGCCUGACAAUCCUAAUUUUCCUUAUCGACGAUAUGACCGACUCCCCCCAAUCCACCAGUUCUCCAUAGAAAGUGACACAGAUCUUUCUGAAACUGCUGAGCUAAUUGAAGAGUAUGACGUAUUUGAUCCUACAAGACCUCGACCAAAAAUCAUCCUUGUCUUAGGUGGCCCAGGAAGUGGGAAGGGAACCCAAAGUUUGAAAAUAGCUGAACGUUAUGGAUUCGAAUACAUAUCAGUUGGCGAAUUGUUAAGGAAGAAGAUCCAUGAUACAAGCAGCAAUAGAAAAUGGAGUCUAAUUGCUAAAAUAAUUACUACGGGAGAACUGGCCCCUCAGGAAACAACCAUAACUGAGAUAAAGCAGAGAUUAAUGCAGAUUCCUGAUGAAGAAGGUAUAGUUAUUGAUGGAUUUCCAAGAGACGUUGCACAGGCACUCUCCUUUGAGGACCAAAUCUGCACUCCAGAUUUGGUGGUGUUUUUGGCUUGUUCCAAUCAACGGCUGAAGGAAAGGUUAUUGAAACGUGCUGAACAGCAAGGGAGACCUGAUGAUAACCUCAAAGCCACUCAACGACGGCUAAUGAAUUUCAAGCAGAAUGCAGUUCCACUUGUCAACUAUUUCCAGGAAAAGGGGCUAAUCAUCACAUUUGAUGCAGAUAGGGACGAGGAGGAGGUUUUCUAUGACAUAAGCAUGGCAGUUGACAGUAAGCUGUUUUCUCCCAAAGAGACCAUGGCAGGGACAAAUGUACUUGAUCCGAGUCCGAUUAUGGAUUCUGGAGAUAUUCUGGAUACUGAAUUUGACUUUGAAGACCAGGCAGAUGACCAAUCAAAUCUCUCUGGAUAUGAGAACACAGGCGAUUUUACAGAAGAUGUAAGGAAAUCUAACAUCAUUUUUGUAGUUGGUGGCCCUGGCUCUGGCAAAGGAACCCAGUGUGAAAAAUUAGCACAGAAAUAUGGAUUUAUACAUCUGUCCACUGGAGACCUCCUCCAAUGUGAAUUAUCAUCAUCAUCAGAGAGGAGCAAACUGAUCAAAGACAUCAUGGAAUGUGGCGAACCAGUCCCUGGGGAUAUUGUUUUGGCGCUCCUGAAGGAAGCCAUGAUUGCCAGUUUAGGAGACACAAAGGGAUUUCUGAUUGAUGGGUAUCCCCAGAAUGUGAAGCAAGGAGAAGAAUUUCAGUGCAAGAUUGGGGAGCCAAAACUUGUGCUCUUUAUGGACUGCUCCUCUGAGACCAUGAGCAGUCGCUUUUUGAAGAGGAGUCAGUGCAUUGAGGAUGCCGAAACUGUCACGAAGCUAAUUGAAUCAUACUAUCAAGCCACUGAGCCCAUGAUUGCAUAUUAUGAAAAGAAGACACCUUUAUGCAAGAUAAAUGCAGAAGGAACGCCAGAAGAGGUUUUUCUUCAAGUCUGCACAUCAGUCGACUGCUUUCUGGAAACGGAAACGGAAGCAUUUUCUCUUUCAGCAGAAGUACAGUAGUGGUUCAGUUUUAUCUCAUGUGCACUUGUCACAAUCGACUAAAAUGCUGUUCAAAGCAAUACCCGCUGUCUUGAGAAGUAUCUUGAAUUAGUGCAUGUUGUAUUAAAUGUUAUUUUGAAAAUAUUUAUAAUCAUACAGUAUACUAAACACAAAAUGGUUCCCAUACUAAAACCAAUGUGGUUUUACGCUCUGCAGUACUGUAUGUUUAUCAAAAUGUUUGCACUUAACAGGUUAAAAGCAGCAUGGUGAACAGCAGGUUCAGUUUAUAUUUAGUGUUAUGCAUUUGAAUAUAAUCAGAUGUGUUGCACAAUCAGCAGUCAGCUCCUUCAACUGCCAUAUAGCAAAGAUUUUCAGGAUUGCUCCCUCUCAUUGCAGUGAGUGUUUUUCUUUCAUUAACACCAUUCAUUUUUGUACUAACAUUUAGCUUGUAGAUUUGUAGUGGUUGAAAAUCUGUCCUCUGCCAUUUUGCUUUAUAAUGGAACAUUCCUAGAAUUAGUCAUAAUUUGUGGAGUUGUAGAAGUUGAAUGGACUUUUGACAUUUCCCAAAAAUCACUGUAAAUGCAUUGCAAAAAUGAACUGAACAUGAAGAAAUUAAUAAGUUCUAUAGAGAUCAUAGAGACCUGUCCAUCUGUUCCCAUCUCCCAGACAAACUGCUUUGAAAUCUUUGCUGCAGAAUUUGCUGCAUAUUACAAUAAUUUUCUAAUGGGGCCAGGAAUAUCUUUGCUCUUUGCUGAAAAAAAGAACUGCAUAACGUUAAUACAAUCAAAAGCGCAGAUAGUUAUCCAUGCUAGUAAUGAUAUAUUUCACUAAAAAUUAUCAUGUGAAAUUGUUCGAUUACCAAAUACCAUUAAAAACUACUCUGGCAGUAUUCCAAGUGUAAAUUUCAGUUCUGGAUCCUUAGCUGUUGUCUUGUGGCACUACAAAUUUUGAAAAUGACAAUCCAAAAACAGGCACCCCCCCAACCAUUAUCUUUAGCAGUUCACCCUUCCAAAAUUUCUGCAUAAAAAUACAUAAAACCAUAUAUUUCCAUCUACUCAGCCAAAGUGUUGGUUUUUUGGUAUACUGAUAGCCAAAUAAAAACAUUUGACAUUUUUGUGGAGUAAUUGCAUCCCUUCCGUGCUGUUGCACCAGUACACAGUUUAAGUUUGCAUGAUUGAUCUUUUAACAUUUGUACUAUCAAUGAGCAUUAAUUGGACAGAUUUGUAUUUUUAAAGUUAUCUUUCUUGUAAUGAAGACACAAUGCAAAUAAAAAAUGGACAAAUGCAAAGAGUCAUAAUUUAUGCUGCAGUACAUGUGUGUUUGAUCUUGCCUACAGCUCCAUGAAAUGUGUUUCAUUAGUAAAUAUAGUUCAAAUAAAGCACUCUAAACUCAACCUGCCCUGAUUUAGGAAGGGAGUUUUUUUGGGAGGGUUUUUUGGUUUGUUUUUGCGUUUCUUCUACUUCCUAUCUGCAAUGCAAGCACUGGCUCCGGUGCGUCACUAAAGGGUAGUUUUAAACCUGCUCUUCUCCUUUAAUUAUGGAUUUUUUCCCUCGUUGGAUUCCUUUAUAAAAGUUAAUCUUUACCUCUGGCAUCCAUUGCCAACUCCAGAAGACAGCCAUUUGAUACAAUAUGUCCACUUGUACAAUAAACCACUUAUUGAAAAUAAGGAAGUUAUCUUCAGAAUACGGCUAGAUUUCUCCAGCUUGAAGAAAAGCAUCGUUUCAGCUUAAUUUGAACCUGAUGGCACUAUCGGCUGCAUUCUUAUGUUAUUUUCCCAGUAAUUAGAGGAUUUUAAAAUGAUUGUGUGGUUGUAAGUUAUCCUAGGAACAACCACAUUUAGAUAUUUCUAGUCAUUUCUUGACUUGAUUCUCAUUAGAAAGAAAGUUAAAAUGAGUGAAAGGUGACAUUUUGGUUUUUAGUGCUGUUCCUCAGAAAUUGAUUAGUUUCUAAUGCCAAAAGUUACUUAUAACAUCAGUAAACACACAAUUCCAUAUUCCAAAUGUAGUGUAUCUGAUUUAACCGGUAAUUCUGCCCCCGUCCUAAAAUCACAUUUCCUAGUUCAGUGGUUUUCAACUUGUAAUCCACAGACCUGUUAGGCCUUGCUCUGCAAACUAUGUCUAAGUGAGCCACAAACUGUGACACUGAAAAUACAAUUUCAGAUCUCAGAAACAGUAUUCUGUUUUCUGAUUAAUCAAAAGUAAGUGUCUACCCCCACCUACAGGUCAAGAUCCAGAAGUAUUGUCAUUACCAUAGAAAACUCAAUCUAGUGCCCUUUUUCACAUUGUAUCAAAUGAUAUGCCCUGCAACAUCUACAGCUGAAUUCUAAUCAAUCAGUUUUCAGUCUAAGACUUCUAUGGUAGGUAUGUAUGGAUCUCAGGUUAAACUUCAAAAGAGUCUGCACCCCUAUUUGAAAAUGUUUAAGGAUCUGCAAAUGAAAAAAGAUUGAAAACCACUGUCUUAAUCCAUCAGGUAUAGCUGCUAUGAUGCUAGUCCUGAGCCAAUGCAAACAUUAUAUGGAUGAAUAUGCAAGUAUCUCUCUCACACACAAAUUAGAUUUCCCCAUAUCAAUAAGCAGUGUAUGUUAUAUAUUUGAUAUCCAAAACUCUUACACAUCUCCAUACACAUACAUGUUUAGGAGAAGAGAGAAUUGCGUGUGCACAUGCACACAUUCAUUCAAAUAAGAAAUGGCUUUAAUCAAGUAUUUCAGGUCUGAAUUCCCUCAACUCCACACUCCUUCAAACCAUAUUAACCUCUCUCUUGUGCACAAUUGUAAUUUUUUUCUCUCUCAUAUAUUAUGGUUAUUUUCCUCUAAGAACAUUUUUAAAGCCCAUCAAAAGAUAACAGAUUUGUCUCUGAUAAUCACUCUUCACCAAAACUGCUUCCAUAACAAUAGUGUAACUGAAUGGCGGAACUUAAUAUUUUAUGUUCCCAUGAUAUUAUAGAUUCUCUCACACAAUAGCUUUAGUCUUUCAUUAAAGAGAAACGUGAAAUACACCUUGUAUAUUUGUUGUAUUAUAUUUUGUUAGGUUUAUUAAUUUCUCAAAAAAUAUGAGAUAUGCUUACAGAUGAUGUAUUACAUCAUUUAGUGUUUUAGUAAUUGUACUCUUAUCUACUCAAUAUAUUUUAUGCUUAAACUUGUUUUCCUCAGAAACAAAAAGUAAUUACACCUAAGUGAAACUGUGAAAUUUAACACUGAUCAGGCUACAGUUAAGUUGCUCUCAAAUGCAAUCAGCCAAUUACCCUUCUUAUUGCCAUGGUUUAAGCUAAUGUGUUCCUUUUACAUUCUAAUCAUUCUGAAAACUGACGUUUUUAUUUAAGCAAGUGGAAAGCUAAUACAGUUUAAAAUAAUUUGUGUCUGAAUCACAAGCUAUACAGUUCAAUAAAAAAGUUAUUUGAUGAAAAAUAUCACAAUAAUUACAAAGCUUUGCAGACAUCAGCAUUUUUUAGAUUAAUACAGCAUACCAAAGUUGCUAACAUUCCUUUCUUCUACAGUCUGGGAAAACAAAAACAAAAACCCACAACUACCAGCUUCUGAACAAGAUAUGAGAAAACCAAGGCUCGUAUCUUGCAA